Linderina pennispora is the source of this 3258-nucleotide messenger RNA. RefSeq names its product putative Na/K ATPase alpha 1 subunit. NCBI's taxonomy places the organism in Eukaryota, Fungi, Kickxellomycota, Kickxellomycetes, Kickxellales, Kickxellaceae. Gene Ontology annotation, cellular component: membrane. The record is from RefSeq and is a predicted model, not a curated record. The coding region runs from base 1 to 3258 and encodes 1085 amino acids. Gene Ontology annotation, biological process: potassium ion import across plasma membrane; sodium ion export across plasma membrane; proton transmembrane transport. The transcript has 2 exons. Gene Ontology annotation, molecular function: ATP binding; ATP hydrolysis activity; P-type sodium:potassium-exchanging transporter activity.
AUGGAAAUCCAAAUAGCUGAGAGCCGCCAGCCUCCCGCUAUCGAUGCUGGGCUCAAGUUUGAGCGCAAGAUGACGGUUGAGUACCGCACACUCAGCAUCCAACUCAGCCGCCAAACCUCUCGCCCCCUCCAUGGCGCUAAGCCUACUCGCAAGUAUAACGCUCUGCUCAGCCGCUUCAAGUUCCUUCGUCGCGGAUACCAGCAGCGCGAAGAUGAGCAUUCCGAGCACGAGGCCAAGCUCGGUGCCACUGCCGAUGAGCUGAGCACUCUCAAGUUCCACCUCGACACUGUCGAUGAGACUCUGACCAAGUUCAGCACCAGUCCCAUCCAGGGACUCGAGACUAACGCCAUCAAGCGGUGCCGCGAGCGUGACGGUCCUAACGUUUUGAGCGCACCGCCUAACCGUAUCUGGCUCAAGAUCUUCCAGUGGCUGUUCAGUGGGUUCUGUCCACUGCUGUGGAUUGCUGCUAUUUUUGUCUGGAUUUCGUGGAAGCCGCUUGGUAAACCAGCCAACGUUCAGUACCUGGCUUUGGGGAUUGCUAUCUUGCUUGUCAUUUUCCUGCAGGCUGGGUUCAGUGCAUGGCAGGAGUGGACCACAUCGCGGGUCAUGGCGUCCAUCACCGGGAUGCUGCCUACCGAAACCAUGGUUACGCGCAACGGCAACAAGACCAGCGUUGCUGCCACCGAGCUUGUGCAGGGCGACAUCGUUCAUGUCCGCGGCGGUGACAAGAUUCCUGCCGACAUCCGUCUGAUAGAAGUCUCGCGCGACCUGCGCUUCGACCGCUCAAUGCUCACUGGCGAGUCAGACCCGAUUGUUGCCACCAUCAACCACACCGACGAGAACUACCUGGAGACUCGCAACAUUGCCGUCAUGGGAACCCAUGUCACGCAAGGGUCUGGCACUGGCGUUGUCAUCGGUACCGGCGACAGCACCGUCAUGGGCCGCAUUGCCAAGAUGACCGCCAGCAAGAAGAAUGAGAAGACGCUACUCCAGAUUGAAAUCACUCGUUUCGUUCUGAUUGUGGCCGCGCUUUCGCUUACCAUCGGCACCCUCCUGAUCGUCCUGUGGGCCACCUGGCUCCGUCACUCAUUCCCCACCUUCUUGUCGCUCUCUGAUGCACUUGUCAAUAGUGCUGGUGUUAUUGUUGCAUUUGUUCCGGAGGGCUUGCCUAUCUGCCUGACGCUCACAUUGACUCUUGUUGCUAAGCGCAUGCAACGCCAGAAUGUACUGGUCAAGAACCUGACUACUGUCGAGACCCUGGGUUCGGUUAACGUCAUCUGCUCCGACAAGACCGGCACGCUGACCCAGAACCAGAUGGCCGUCGUCCACGCUGGCUUUAUUGACACCGACGUGUCUACCGACGAUCUGAAGACUCGCUUCGACUCUGGAAAGGAUGUUGCUGUCCAGCGCCUGUACGACACCGCAGCACUCUGCAACGGCUCGUCGUUCGACCCUGCUUCCAUGGACAAGCCAUUGCCGACCGCCGGGUCAACGGCGAUGCCACCGACUCCUCAGGCCAAGUACACCAAGCUGUUUGAGAUCCCCUUCAACUCCAAGAACAAGUGGAUGCUGUCGCUGCGCAAGCUUGCAGGCACCCCAUCUGCGCCGGUCCUGCUGGUCAAGGGUGCGCCGGAUGUACUUCUCCAGCGCUGCUCGUCGAUCCAGAACGCCAGCGGCGACGUGCUCCCGCUUGACAAGGACAACCUCGAGCGGCUGCAGGGACUCCAGCGCAAGUGGUCGGGCGAAGGACAGCGCGUGUUGAUGCUGUGCCGCCGCGAGUUCCAGGGCACCAACCCGUUUGCCGGCAUCGAGGAUGACCAGGCCAAGCUCGAUGAGGUUGUCGCUGCCGUCAACACCGACCUGACGAUUGUUGGGCUUGUCGGCAUUGUCGACCCGCCGCGCAAGGAGAUCCCGCAUGUUGUCGACACCUGCCGCCGCGCCGGUAUCCGCGUGUUCAUGGUGACUGGUGACUUUGCUCUGACAGCCGCGGCUAUUGCGCGCCAGUGCAAGAUCAUCACCAACGAUCGCGUUGACUCCAUCGACGACAUCCGUGCCAAGGCCCUCCAGCACGCUCCUGGUGCUCUUGCCGAUGCCGGUGUCGAGAAGAAGACGCCGUCGAUUGACUCGUCGACUGACAAAGGAACCGUGACGACUGCCGGGCAUGGCAACGAUGGCAUUCGCAGCCUGGUCCUGUCUGGCAGCGAGCUCGUCGGCCUGCAGCCUGAGCACUGGGACAUCAUCUGCCACUACACCGAGAUCGUGUUUGCGCGCACGACACCUGAGCAGAAGCUACUGAUUGUCCAGGAGCUGCGCAACCGCGAGUGCUAUGUUGCUGUCACCGGUGACGGUGUCAACGACUCGCCAGCGAUGAAGGCAGCCCACAUCGGUGUUGCUAUGGGCAGUGGAUCCGAGGUCGCCAAAGAAGCCGCCGACAUGGUCUUGCUCGACAACAACUUCUCGUCCAUCCUUGUUGCCAUCGAGAACGGCCGUCUUGUCUUUGAGAACCUGAAGAAGGUUGUCCUAUAUCUAAUGCCGGCUGGCUCGUUCUCUGAGUUCGUUCCAAUGUUCCUGAACAUGGUGCUCGGCGUACCCCUCCCACUCUCUGUUAUCUUCAUGAUCGUCAUUUGCAUGCUCACUGACGUGUGGGCCAGCAUUUCACUCAUGUACGAGGCGCCGGAGAGCGACAUCAUGUACCGCAAGCCGCGUAACCCAAAGCGCGACCACCUGGUGAACUUGAAGUUCUUCAUCCAGGCAUAUGGAUUCAUCGGCAUCCUCGAGUCGCUGUUUGCGCACGUCAUCUUCUUCAUCUUCAUGUACUGGAAGGGCGGGUUCUCGCCAAGCCAGCUGUUCCUGGCGUUUGACAAGUGGACACUCGGUGAGUUCCCCGGAAAGACUGCAGCGGAGCUGAGCGAGCUGUUGAAUACAGGCGAGUCGGUUUUCUUCCUGUCGCUGGUGGUUUUGCAGUGGGGCAAUAUGUUUGCGACCCGCACCCGCCGUCUCAGUGUCUUCCAGCAGAACCCGUUCUGGGGUCCGACCAAGAACCUGCGUCUGCUAUGUGCGAUUCCGUUCACACUCGGCAUUACGUUCCUGUUUUGCUAUGUGCCAUGGUUCAACAACAUCUUUGGCACACACCAAAUCCCGGCACCGUUCUUCUUCAUCCCGAUGCCUUUCGCCAUCGUUAUUCUUGUCCUGGACGAGCUCCGCAAGCUAACAAUCCGAAUUCGUCCGUCAGGUUUCCUUGCCCGGAUUGCAUGGUAA